CCCUUCAUAGUCCUCUGGCUAGGGGGGCAGGCUUUUCGGCGGGUGGAGUGUGUUUUUUUGUCUGUGCCUUUCGGUGUUUCCAGGUUGCCAGCUUCUGGGAAACAGGAGACAAACUCAGUCACCGUAACUCAUCACCGUCUUAGUCCUCGAGUCUGCUUUCUUCUCUCAGCCUUUCAGAAUCUUAUGUUUGUUUUAUAAAUAAUGUCCAGGGUUUCUAAUUGUACUUAGCGAGAGGAAUAUGGAAAAGUAUGUUUGCUCUAUUUUCCCAGGAGUGGAAGUCUUGGUUGUGUAUUCAGAAGGGGCUUGCCAGGCAGAAUAUGGUUUUGAUGGGAAGCAAAGAGGGCUGACAGGAACUUCCAGUUGUUAGGCUCUGUUUCAAGUAAAAUAUAAAUGUCCUCAUAUUUUAAACCACUGUCCAAAGUCUUGAGGACUUUGCAACAAUCCACAAGAAAUGAGGACCUGGGCUUGUACGGUAGCCCUGGGGCAGAGAUGAGUGGGAUUGAAUGAAAUAUUCAGGAGUCUAAAAAAGGCAGGAAAGAGCAAUUAAAGCAAGUUUUAUUUUGUUCUUGACAGAUGUUUGCAAUAGGUGUUCAAUGUGGUCAAUUGUAGAACAGAACUACUUCAUCCAGGUUCUUUUGUCUGGUACAAGUGCAGAUUUGUGAUUUGUCAAGGAUGAAACAGGCACCUAUUUUUGUGGUUGGACUGUAUCCUAGUGGGUAUGUAUUUUGUGGGGAAUAGAGAACUGUCCUUUUUAAAAUUUGACAUGGUUUCACUGAGGGCCCAGCCAAAAAGGACCUCCUUACCUGUUGCAUUAAUAAGGUUAAACUCAACUAGCAAGCAUCAGGAGCAAAUAGAAUAGUAUUUUGAAAUGUUCUGAAAAUAAGAUUCCUCAAACCCCUUAAAUUUUGAAUUUAGUCAGGUCUUUGUCUUGUAAGAGUUUGGUUUUCUGGAAGUGAAUAAGGAUAUUUUAAUUUUUCUUUAUUUCAUAGUUAAAUGAUGAGUGCUGUGGACAUCAAAAUAAAAUGUAAAAACAACAAAAAAGCAAGAUGUCACAAGAAGAACAAUUUUACGUGUGGUUUCAGUAAAGGAAACACAAUUCACAUCUUGAGACUUUAAAUGUUCAACUCUGCAGGGCACCUUGUUUGGUAAGGCCGGAGGAGGCUGACCAGUUCAAAGAAUUACCUGACCCUUCCCGAAAGUGCUAAGACGUCGUUUUCAUUCUUACCAGCAAGGCGCACCGAGAGGGGCUGGCGAGACACAACCGUCCAUCUGUCAGAGAACAAUAGCGCCUUGGUUUCGUCUUCAGAGAUGCCAAGGAGGGGCGAACCAAGAGGUCAUGAUGCUGCAUCGCACGACCCACGAGGGGGCAUCGGUUUCUAAUAAUCUCAAAAACGAUCAAAACGAAGUUAAGCGAAGCGAGCAGACCUCCGGAGCCUGACAUUACACCUGGACCACCCGCUCGCGGAAGCAUCGCCAGGGCGGGGUCCGACACAAUGAGGCCAAUGGGCGCGCCGCCCUCGCCCGGAUCCCUCCGCCACGGUCCGCGCCCCAGCCGCAGCUGGUACCGGCAAGAGGUCCACCCUCUCAGGCCCGCCGACGACCCCGCCACUCUUCCCGUGAUGCCCCGCGACUGAACUCCGACCUCCUCCGCGCCCGGCCCUCCUCACCGCCCCCUCCCGCGCACUGCUUCGCGUUCCUCCCCCUCCCCCUCCCCCUACGCUCCUGUCAGAUUCGGCGGCCGAGGGCGCGCGCCUAGACCCGGGGAAGGGGCCGGGCCGUCCGACGGAGGGAAAGCUCCUCCACUGGUGCCUCGGGGCCCUCUGUCGGCACACCGCCGCUCUCGUCUUCUCUCCUCCCUGGGCGCGGCCCGGCGGCGGGCAGGCAGCCGCAGCCGCGUCCAGGAGGCGACCUCUCAGAUUCAAGAUGACCAACGAAGAACCUCUUCCCAAAAAGGUUCGGCUGAGUGAAACAGACUUCAAAGUUAUGGCAAGAGAUGACUUAAUUCUAAGAUGGAAACAAUAUGAAGCAUAUGUGCAAGCUUUGGAGGGCAAGUACACAGAUCUUAACUCUAAUGAUGUAACUGGCUUAAGGGAAUCCGAAGAAAAAUUAAAGCAACAACAGCAAGAGUCUGCACGCAGGGAAAACAUCCUUGUAAUGAGGCUAGCGACCAAGGAACAAGAGAUGCAAGAGUGUACUACUCAAAUCCAGUACCUUAAGCAAGUCCAGCAGCCUAGCGUUGCCCAACUGAGAUCAACAAUGGUAGACCCAGCGAUCAACUUGUUUUUCCUAAAAAUGAAAGGUGAACUGGAACAGACUAAAGACAAACUGGAACAAGCCCAAAAUGAACUGAGUGCCUGGAAGUUUACGCCUGAUAGUCAAACAGGCAAAAAGUUAAUGGCGAAGUGUCGAAUGCUUAUCCAGGAGAAUCAAGAGCUUGGAAGGCAGCUGUCCCAGGGACGUAUUGCACAACUUGAAGCAGAGUUGGCUUUACAGAAGAAAUAUAGUGAGGAGCUUAAAAGCAGUCAGGAUGAACUCAAUGACUUCAUCAUUCAACUUGACGAAGAAGUAGAGGGUAUGCAGAGCACCAUUCUAGUUCUUCAGCAACAACUGAAGGAGACUCGCCAGCAGUUGGCUCAGUACCAGCAGCAGCAGUCACAAGCCUCAGCCCCGAGUACCAGCAGGACUACAACUUCUGAAUCUGUAGAACAGGCAGAGGCUACAAAUAAAGAUUGCAGUCGCCUGGCUAAUGGACCAAGUAAUGGCAGCUCCUCCCAUCAGAGGACGUCUGGGUCUGGAUUUCAUAGGGAGGGGAACACAACUGAGGAUGACUUUCCUUCUUCUCCAGGAAAUGGUAAUAAGGUCUCCAACAGCUCUGAAGAGAGAACUGGCAGAGGAGGUAGUAGUUACAUAAACCAACUCAGUGCGGGGUAUGAAAGUGUAGACUCUCCCACGGGCAGUGAAAACUCUCUCACACACCACUCAAAUGACACAGACUCCAAUCAUGACCCUCAAGAGGAGAAAGCAGUGAGUGGGAAAGGUAACCGAACUACGGGUUCCCGCCACAUUCAGAAUGGCUUGGACUCAAAUUUAAAUGUACAGGGUUCAGUUUUGUAAUAUUUUUCCAGCAAAUUUUUAUACAGUGUCUAAUUUGGGAGAGGAUACUGUCCAGAAAAUUAACGCAUACUUUCUGUCACAAUUUGCCUUUUUGUGGGUGUGUGUUUUUUUUUCUUUUGUUUUUUCUUUUUCCUUUUUUUUUUUUUGCUUCAAUACCUCUGCCACUUUGGAAAUUGUAACAGUUACUUUGAAUGUUGCUAAAAGGACAUUUUGUGUAGGGUCAGGUUAUUUUUAUAUAUGAGUUAAUGUGAAGUUGUAAAUGGAGACCUUUCCUUAAAGUAUAACACAAUGAUGUCUGUAUAAAUCUGUGUAUAUUUAGAACCUGUGCUGUGUAAGGGCAUUCUUACUCAUACUGUUAUUACACUUAUGCAACAUUCAGAUUUGUUAUAGUAGAUGUGGGUUUGACUGCCAAGUUUGCCCAGUACAGUAGUUUUAUCACUAAAAGUUGGACUUUUUGAUGGAGUCCUAUAGUAGUUUCAGUGUUAGAUACAGUUUUUUCCACCACACACAUGUGCAUUUUCUCUUUAGGUGACUGAAUGUUUAAAAAAUUUGUAUGCAUAGUUACUCAGUUUUUAUGAACUGUUGUAUCCUGUUAAUGCAUAUUGCUCUGUGACUCCAGUAUAUCUUACCUGUACUGACCAAACCUAAAUAAAGAUUUUUAUUGUAACUCCUUUA
Molecule: messenger RNA, 3789 nt
Organism: Choloepus didactylus (southern two-toed sloth)
Lineage: Eukaryota; Metazoa; Chordata; Mammalia; Pilosa; Megalonychidae
Gene: WTAP
Product: WT1 associated protein
Exons: 10
Coding region: 1924-3114 (396 amino acids)
Biological process (GO): regulation of alternative mRNA splicing, via spliceosome
Cellular component (GO): nucleus
Source: RefSeq, a predicted model, not a curated record